Molecule: messenger RNA, 549 nt
Organism: Plasmopara halstedii
Lineage: Eukaryota; Oomycota; Peronosporomycetes; Peronosporales; Peronosporaceae
Exons: 2
Coding region: 1-549 (182 amino acids)
Source: RefSeq, a predicted model, not a curated record
AUGAAAGACAUUCCUGAGAGUAAUUCGGUCGCUCCGCUUGUGAGUGAUUAUAGAUGUUUAAUGACAAACUCGGAAGCUUCACUAUUUGGGAUAAGGGGCAAUUUAGGACUUGGUGCGUCAAUUGCGACUGUGAGUUGCUGCUACAUUUCACCAACUCUAGCACGGAGAUCCGCAUUACACAAUCGCUUUUAUACCCCAAAGGGAACAUUUGCGUACAAUUUCUCAGGCGCUGGAGAAAUCGGCGUGAAAUGUUUGGUAUCGGAUGAGGCACUGCGUGAAGUGAGGCUGAUGCCGCUUAUCCUUUAUCGAGGGGAUUAUAUCGACGUCGAGAUCAGUAACUCUCCAUGGACUUCCUCUCAAUUGGUACCCGGAUUCAAAUAUUUUGUAAUUUUAAUGGUCCUUAUCAAGAAAGCAGAAAUACGUUCUGUUCUCGAAAAUCGAGUUAGUGAGAUGAAAGAAAAGUCAAUUCUUGUCAGUCAGUGUCGACCCUUUUCGUCAAAAGGACUGACUGCAGUCAGCAAAGUACGCAAACGUACAACAAUCCGCUAA